Molecule: messenger RNA, 1242 nt
Organism: Sebastes umbrosus (honeycomb rockfish)
Lineage: Eukaryota; Metazoa; Chordata; Actinopteri; Perciformes; Sebastidae
Gene: rcvrna
Product: recoverin a
Exons: 3
Coding region: 376-987 (203 amino acids)
Molecular function (GO): calcium ion binding
Source: RefSeq, a predicted model, not a curated record
AGUUAUUAAGCCCAGGGAUGGCAGAUGGGAUUGCAGUUUAAGCACUAACGCUGCAAAAGGCAUAUAAGGUUUCCCAGAUGUUGACCUUUAAAGUGUUAGCCACCUGUUGCGUUUAAUCCUCUGCUUAUACCUCCAGUAUUUAACUGUGUCUUCAAAAGGUGUCAUAGUGGUGUGACGUGGUUAUCCCCUUAAUCUUCAAGAGAGCUGUCUGGAUUUAGGUAAUGAUGACCAUAAUCCCAUUUGGCACCUUGAGGGACUGCCAGGGUGAAUAUGAGGCAGAGUGAUUCGAACGAGCGCCGCUGACGUUUUCACCCCAAACACAGGAGGGCAGAGAGUCAAGAAGAAGUUUCACCUUCGUGAAAGUCAGUCUGCAGGAUGGGGAAUACUAAGAGCAGCGCUUUGUCGAAGGAGCUGCUGGACGAACUGAAAUCCAACACGAAAUAUUCAGAGUCCGAACUCUGCACCUGGUACCAGUCUUUCCUGAAGGAGUGUCCCGGUGGGAAGAUCAGCAAGCAGCAGUUUGAAGGCAUCUACGCCAGCUUCUUCCCAAACGCAGACCCCACAGAGUACGCACGGCACGUGUUCAGGAGUUUUGACACCAACGCAGAUGGCACUUUGGACUUUAAGGAGUACAUUGUCGCUCUGCACCUCACAUCCGGAGGAAAGACUCUGCAGAAGCUGGAGUGGGCCUUUGCCCUGUACGACGUGGACGGGAACGGAACCAUCAGCAAAAAUGAAAUCCUAGAGAUUGUUAGGUCAAUAUUCAACAUGAUUCCUACUGACGACCAGAAGAACCUCCCCGAGGAUGAAAACACGCCGGAGAAGAGGGCAGAAAAAGUCUGGGAAUUCUUCGGCAAGAAGGACAACGAUAAAAUCUCAGAGGGAGAAUUCAUUCAGGGUGUGAUGGACAACAAGGACAUCCUGCGGUUGAUACAAUAUGAUGAGCCUCAGAAAAUUAAAGACAAGCUGAAAGAGAAGAAGCAAUAAUAUAUUGGCUAAAUGCCCCUUUGUGUGAUUUUAAGACUUUUAUUUUUCUGUUUACAUUCUAACAUGAUCUGGCUGCUUGUCCGCUUUGACCCACGUCUCUCUCUUUUUCUAUUUUAUUAAUUUAUCUAUUUUUUGGUCCAAAACGUGUUGCUUUUUUGUCUUCGUACCCAGAAAACAAUUAAAUAAUUGCAUUUCAUACAAGAAAACAAAAGCUGGGGAACUCUUGAAAUGGCAAUUAAAGACCUGAGUUUGAAA